This is a messenger RNA of Trichomonas vaginalis G3, 264 nucleotides long. RefSeq lists its product as uncharacterized. The transcript has a single exon. The coding region runs from base 1 to 264 and encodes 87 amino acids. The record is from RefSeq and is a predicted model, not a curated record. NCBI's taxonomy places the organism in Eukaryota, Parabasalia, Trichomonadida, Trichomonadidae.
AUGGCUUCCAUCGAAGAAAUUGAAAAGGAGCGAGAUUUUUAUGAUGCAUUAAUGGUAUAUCUUCCUCAAAAUGAAUCGCAGAUGGAUGUUCCUCCUGCAAAUCCAACAAACAAUCAAGAAAAAACAGAAAAUACACAAAAGCCAAAACCACAACAGCAAAAUAAAAACGUUCCAAAGCAAAAGCCUAAGAACAAAUUCAAUCCGAUUCGUCCUGGUUUUGAAGGGCCGAAGUUUAUUAAGAAGAAACGCGAAGAUAGAAAAUAG